Molecule: messenger RNA, 981 nt
Organism: Cladocopium goreaui
Lineage: Eukaryota; Dinophyceae; Suessiales; Symbiodiniaceae
Source: the annotation of a GenBank genome assembly
AUGCCGCCACGCUCCCAAGCAAAGCAUGCGGCUUUGGCUGCAGCUGCAAAGGGCUCUGCAGACAUACGGGAUGCCCUGCAUGGAAAUGUCACUGCGAUGCCUCCUGUUAUCACGAUAGAUGCAGAUCUCGAAGCAGCGCCUUCCAGUCGCAAGAAAGCACGGUUCACUUCUCAUCCUCUUCCGUCGGAAGGACAUCUUGACAUCCGUGCAGCCCUGGAGCAUGGACAUGCACUCACACGCACCGCACUCAGCCCGAGGUCAUUUACCGCUGCACAAGAAGAAGCUCUACUUCAUUGGGGCGCAGACUCUUUUGCGGCAACGUGUGCUGCAUGGGCGGGUAUGGGUGCAGAUGCUUCUCCCUUGGUGCUGCUGGCAAAUUUCCACCUGAUCCCCCCCCGUGUUGUUGAGUUGUUCGGCUUGUCAGACAACGGAGAUGGCAACCAUGUGAAUACUACGCGAAGCUUCCUUCGCGUUGCUUCCGCUUGGUGGCGUCUCCAACGGUCCGAACUUCCUGCUGAAGGAGAUGGCAAAGCGAAAGAGGACUUUGUAGAUGCAGCGGUGGCUUUUGGUGAUACGAGGCGUAUCCUGAAAAUACGUCCAGAAUGGUUGGACAAAAUCAUGGCCGGACAGAAAACUUUGGAGAUUCGUGGCUCCAAGUGUCCCCACACCGGCUGGGUGUCUAUUGCCUCGACCGGACAAGGCAUGAUUCGGUGCAGGGCGAAAUUGGGCCCGAGCCAUCCUCUCACAGAAGAGGAGCACAGGCAGCAUGCUGUAGCAGUACGCUCCAUGGGCUAUAAGAACCCGUGGGCAUGGCCCAUCGAAGCGUUGGAGAUUGUCGAGCCACCAAUCCGAAUUCCACCUCAUGUUGCCCGCGCAGCAGUCCAAUGGAUUACUCGUGAGCGUUGGGAAAAAUUGCACGCGGAGGCUACACUCACAGUCGAAGGCCCAACAGCGGCCACCGACGCAAAUGCCAAUGUGUGA